Molecule: messenger RNA, 3333 nt
Organism: Closterium sp. Yama58-4
Lineage: Eukaryota; Viridiplantae; Streptophyta; Zygnematophyceae; Desmidiales; Closteriaceae
Source: the annotation of a GenBank genome assembly
AUGGCGUCUCCAAGCGAUGCGGCUUCUAAGGAGGAUGAAUUCUUCGCUCAGAGGCGAACCGUGCUCGCAUUCCUUGAUUUCCUCCGCACAGCCCCCAUCCCUUCCUCAGUUGACUCAGACGCCCUAGAAGUUGCCGCAGACUGCCUUUCUGAAGCUUUUGGGGUCAGCCCGCAAAACCCGGACGACCUGGAGAAAUAUUCAGUUCUGCCCGGAACACUGUUGCAGCUCAUUCAGGACAGCACGCCAGGUUCUGCUACUGGUCAUGGUUCUUCAAUCGGUGCUGCCCGGCUAGGCGGGCAGCUAGUGGAAAAUUCCCAGGCUGCUGCCCCGCUGCCCGAACCUAUGGAUGAAGGGGACAAGGCUGGCGUCGAGCCUCGCUUGGGAGACAGGGUCGGGGGAGGUUCGGUUGCUGCAGGAGCAGAAAACGCGAGGAUAGACAACGGGGGCGGCGGAGGCAGUGGGGGAGGGGAGGAAGUAGAGAUGAAAGACGCAGUUGAAGGGGUUACAGAACAAAUGGGAGAACAAGGGAAAGAAAGAGAAGGGGAAACUGGGCUUGUGGAAUCUGGAGCGGGUAUGAGUGGGGAGGGGCAAGAUCGGGGGAAACAGGAGGUGCGGAGCGAAGGGGAAGCGGAGAAGACAGAGGGGGAACAGAGCAAAGGAAAGGACAGGCAAGGGGAGGAGGGGCAGGGGGAAGGUCAGGGUGCUCUGGAUCUGGAGAAGAAGCUUCAGGAGUUUUUGCAGGGGCUGGAGAGUGCGGGGUAUUAUGCGGGGACAGUGGCGGGUAGUGAGGAGUAUGCGGCACGGCAGCAGCAGGCACGAGCGAUUUUUCACCAGUGCGUUGCUCAGCAGGGUGGGGGGAUGGGGCAAGGAGCAAGGGAAGGAGGAGACAAGGAGGGAGGAGAGAAGGAGGGAAGGGAGAAGGAGGGAGGGGAGAAGGAGGGAGGGGAGAAGAAGGGGAAUGAGAGGAACGAGAAGGAGCAGGAGGGCGGCAGCAAGGGCAGUGAGGAGAGGAAGCCUUCUGGUCCGUCUACUCAGCAUAGUGAUCCUUCUGCCUCGACUUCGGAGGCGCAAUGGCUGGAGGAGGAUAGUACGCAUGUCGUCUUCAAGCAUUUCAAGGUUCCCAUCCGUCCCGACACAGUCGGGACUAUCCGCGUUUGCAAGUAUUGCUCCAAGGAGUUCAAGGGUGGUGCGUUCCGAUGCGCUCAGCAUCUCGCGAAAUGGAAGGGACAGCGCUCUCGCGACGUCCGCCUGUGCGCUAAGGUUCCAGCCGACGUGCGAGCGGCGGUGGCUGCGCACUACGAGAAGAAGGCGUCCAACCGCGACGAGAAACGGCGGGCCGAGGAUGCUGCGCUCAAUGCUGUCGUGGGAGGUGCGAAGAGAGGACGCAUCACCGACUUCAUCGGCGACGAGGCGCAGUGCAAGAAGGGCGAGGCGGACUACGCCGUCAGUUUGUUCUUCGCCGGCUGUCGCAUUCCCGAACACCACGCCGACAACCCGUUGUGGCGCAACAUGGUCAGGGCCAUUAACAACGCACCCCACUGUUACCUUGCGCCGCGACGGAACUACAUCGGAGGAGCUGGUCCGAAGCAGUGCCGCACGAGCAUCGAGAAGGGGCUUCAGCCAAUCGCCGCGAGCUGGAAGAGGGAUGGCGUCACCGUCUCAUCCGACUUGAUGACCGAUCGGUGCGGGAGGCCGCAGGCGAACGUCAUGCUGGUCAACGAUUCAGGAGCGGUGUUCGUGGAGGCUAUCGACUGCAACAUGGAGUCCAAGACCGGCGGCUACAUCGCGUCGCUCCUCCGCCCCAUCAUCGAGAAAGUGGGGCCCCAAAACGUGGUCGCACUUUGCAUGGACGGCGGAUCCAACUACGGUGCCGCCUGCAAGGAGCUGAUGGCGGAUUGGCCCCACAUCGAGUACGUGCCGUGCGCUACGCACGUACUCGACCUCCUGUUGGAGGACGUGGGCAAGAUCACGUGGUGCAAGGACAUUGUGGAUCGGUGCGGGGACAUGAUCACCUACGUGCGCAACCACCAUUUCACCCGCAACUACCUGAGGAGUAAGAAGGUGAAGGGAGGAAAGGGGAAGCAGCUUGUGAAGCCGGCGGGGACGAGGUUCGGCACCAACUACAUCGCCCUCUCCAGGCUCGUCGAGCUGCGGUCCACGCUGUCGCAGAUGGUGCUGAGCGAGGAGUUCGCCAACUGGUCGGCGGGGGCUAGGAAGACGACGGCGGAUACAUUCCGCGGGCAAGUCAUGGACGACGCCUGGUGGAAGAACGCUGCGUACCUGGCGGAGCUGUUGGCAAUUCCAUUCAAGGUGAUGCGCGCCACGGACAGCAGCGCCAAAGGGAUGAUGGGGACCAUCUACGACCUAAUGCUCCAGCUGACCGAGGACGUGAACGACAAGCUGGAAGCGGGGGAGAAGAUCUUGCCGCGGGCGGUUGCGACUGACAUUGGGAAGAUUGUUCGGCGCCGUUGGGACGAGAGCCUUGCGUGCGCUCUUCACGUCGUGGGGCGGAUCCUCAACCCGGCAAAUCAGGAGGAGGGUAUUUUCCGCAACGACAUGGAAUGUACCCGCAUCUUCAAGGCCUUCAUCGCACGUCACUACGACGGUAAGACGUUCACCAAUAAGGAUGGUGAGGAGAGGCGUGCCUCUCUUGUUUUGCAGGAGGGGCUCACGGCCUUCCUCACCCUUGAUGGUUCCUUCGGCCUUCCUGAGGCAAUUGCCGACAGGGAGGCCGUGAAGGCAGGCAAGCUGUCGAUGGUGGCGUGGUGGGGAUGGCACGGGACUGACCACCCCCACCUGGCCAGCCUUGCGUGCCGUGCCCUGACACAGCCGGUGUCGGCGUCGCCGUGUGAGCGCGGGUGGGCAUCAUUCGAAUCGGUGCACACUGCCCGCCGCAACAGGCUAGGCUCGGAGAAGCUCCGAGACCUAGUUUUUGUGACCCACAACUGGCGUGUGGUCCACAAGUACCACAAGAUGGGCAAUGCGGCCAUGGCAGCCCAUCAAUACGAGGAGGCGUUGUCUCUCUACUCCAAAGCGAUCGCUCUCUGUGGUGGCACCAAUGCCAUUUACUAUGCCAACAGGGCUGCAGCGCAGCACCAGCUGGGAAACUACAUGGAAGCUGCGGCGGACAGCAGGAGGGCAAUAGCCGUAGACCCGAGGUACAGCAAGGCGUACAGCAGGCUGGGGCAUGCGUGCAUGGCGCUGGGACGACACCACGAGGCGAUCGAAGAGGGCUUUAAGAAAGCUCUGGAGCUAGAUCCGUCCAACGCAGCGCACAAGGAGAACCUUAAGGUGAGCUCAGCUGUCCCUCUUACGAGAUGCUCCUUGUACUGA